GUAUUUUUGGCGAGGGGAAUGACACUCCCGCGAUGAGCUCGCGAUUUAGCCUCGAUGACCACGAUUUUCCUCGAUUAGACGCGAUGAGCGCGAUUUGGUGCGAUGAGCGCGAUUUCAUCGCGAUGUGAGCGCGAUUUGAAAAAAUCUCACGAUUUGAGCUGUCAACUGCUCGAAUGAGUUCGGCAACCAUAAAAUGACAUUUCACGCUGACAUUUGAUUCGAGCAGUGAAAAAGCAAAACAAAAACAUGAAACACGUGGGAAAAUGAUGGAGGACGAUGACGGAUUUUCUACCUACCCAAGAAGCGGAUUGAAUAUUCCCGUGCGGAGGUCUUCCGUUUGUUGUGUUGUGGUACGAUCCGUGCAAUCGGUGGUUCUGCAUCCCCGCCGGGGUCCACGUCCGCAUCCAGUACGGCCACGAGCAGUGCCGCGAGUAGCCUGGUUUCCAGUGGAUGUAGCGGUGGUAGCUCGGGAAUUUGUGCCGGAAGUAUCUUUUCAAUCUCGGGUGGCGGUGGAGGAGACUGGUAGCAACAAUAGAAGUUUGUCCGGCAGUACGGUUGGAGGAAUUAGCAGCAGCAACAGAUGCCGAACUGCCCGAUCUGUCGUGAAUCUUUUAAGAGGUCACUUGUGACUUCCGGUCGGACCUACUGUCCACGCCUGAGUUUGUCCAGGUUCACCAGCCCGUUUCCAACAUCAUUCAGCACAUGGCUGGCAGCAGUUUAUCGCCGUCGUGGUCGUUUGUCCAAACAACAAACAAGAGCUGGUGGAGUGCACGAUAUUGAAGCCGAUUCGGACGAGCAUCUGCAGAUAUUCAACAUUGAUGACUCGGCGAACAAAACCAUGUCGGAGUGCGUCGGCGGAAUCUACCCCACGCUGGACGAACCGUUUGAGACGUUCAACCCGAAGGAUGGUUCGGUGGUGGCGAUGGACGACUCGCGGGAACGGCCUCCAACUACGAGUGGGGCAAGUGCAUUGACGAGGUAA
Messenger RNA from Culex pipiens pallens (northern house mosquito), 982 nucleotides. RefSeq lists its product as uncharacterized. The transcript has 2 exons. The record is from RefSeq and is a predicted model, not a curated record. Lineage: Eukaryota; Metazoa; Arthropoda; Insecta; Diptera; Culicidae. The coding region runs from base 581 to 982 and encodes 133 amino acids.